UUGAGUACGCUGUUGUGUGCGACGAAGGAAAUGGAUGUGAGGUGGUGGAGUGAGGUGGCUUGGUGGUGGUGGUACGCAUAUAGUGUUGAAGAAGGACAGUGGAGGGUGGGGGAGGGUGGAGGAUGAUGGUGGGUGGCAGGAUGUGAACGGUGGUGAUGGCAGGAUGUGAAUUGUGGUGGAGUGAGGUGGCUGGCUGGCUGUGGUGGUUUAGAGAAAAAGGAGGAGUGAUAAAACGCUAGCAGCUAGCGUUUUAUUUUGUCUAUAGGAGGACUAAACUGCAAAGGAAAUUGUGGGAAGGAGUUUCCUUAAAGUUGGGUUUGAAAAAAAAAGAAAAAGCAUGAAAUGACAGAAACUCUGGCAUAAAGUGACGGCUGAGGACAAAAAAAAAAACUAACGUGUGUAUUUGUGUGAAAGAAACAGGAGGAGAGAGAAUUAUCAGUACUCUUGACUGAAAGAAAAAACGAAGAGAGAGAAAGCUUUGGAGAAGGAAAAAAAAAUCGUCGGAGAAGACAAAGAAGAAACCUGCGCCGAUAAUUGUAAUCAAGGAGUAUUGCAGAAAUGUCGAAGAAGCAAAAGGUAAAAAUUGUUGUAAUUAGGAGUUAUGAGUGCUUUUAAUUUAUAAUGUGAUUAUUGUAAGUUUGUAGCUGAUAUAGCUAUUUAAUAAUUUCAAAUGGAGGUGUCUGAAUUCGAUGAUGUGCAUGUAAGUGAUGACAAUGAAGAAUCUAGUACCGAGGAUCUUCAUUCAGAUGGGGAAAGAGAGGUAGGGAAGAAAUCUGGAAGAGCGUAUAAAGAAAUAGAAGCACGAGUGUAUCGGGAGAAUGAUCUAAGCAAAGGUGGUUGCUUGAAGGCAGAAGGCAAAGUAAUUGCUACACAACGUGCCAGGAAUAAUAAAAGAGAGAGUAAUAUGAAUUGUAGAGUAGAGACAUUUGGGAAGGUUGUGAAGGGAUUUGAUGAGAGGAAGCGAAAGCUAGUGAUGGAGAUGGGCUUUGGAGGUCUUUUGUUUUUCGCUGGUAAAAGUUUGCCUAAGACCUUUUGUUAUUGGCUGUGUACAAGGGUUGAUGUUAAGAAUAGGGUGUUGUUGAUGCCCGAUUGGGCUUGAAUUCCCUCUUAGUAAGACACGGGUUCAUUGGGUUAUGGGUAUUCCGGCGGGGCCGAAGACUGUACCAUUCUACGGUGAUGAUGAUGUGUGUUCUGAUGAGGUAAAGAGGUUUUUUGAUGUAUAUGGGUAUACUAGUCGUUCUGGUGUUAGGGGAAUUAAAGCUAGUGUAAUUAAACAAAUUGUUGAAGGUGAAAUAUCUUCAUAUGCUGAAUUUAAGAAGGCUUUUUUGAUGAUGGCCUGAAAUGAUCUGAUAUGCCCUACGACAUGUCAGAGAUUGGCUGUGAGUAUGUUGUAUGCUGCAUUUGUAGCAGAGAGAGCUCAUGAGUAUGAUUGGUGUAGUUUGUUACUGGAUCAUCUCAUGAAUGCGAUAGGUGGAUUUUCAAAAAGAUUCUACCUUGAUGGAUUUGCUAAGGGGUGUGGUGGGUGCGCUAUGUUCUUAGCGAUUCUAUAUCUUGAUCGGUUGCGCCGACCACCAUUGAUGUGGGGCGCUUUUCCAAGGAUACAGGCCUGGAGUACCGUAGAUGUGAACAAGGUGAAGAAGGAAGAUUUGUUGGCCACUGGUGAUUAUGGCAAGCUUGGGGGUAUUGAUGCCGCUUAUGGGGGAAGACAUCCUCUGGAGGCUCAGGAUGUCAUGCCAACAGUAGAAGAUAUUGAGGAAAUGAGUCGUUGUAGUGCUGGCAUUAGCACGAAGAGUACGAAGAGUAAAAGAAGGAGAAUGAAGAAGAAAUCUCCAAUGCACGAAGAUCCAGUGCAUGAAGAUCCAGUGCAUGAAGAUCCAGUGCAUGAAGGUCCAGUGCAUGGUCCAGUGCAUGAAGGUGUAGUGCAUGAAGAAGUUGCUGAGCAGCGGCCGGAGUUGGAAAACGAGACGGACCCAAUGAUGGCUUAGGAGAAUAUGGAGAAUAUGUCGAAGGAACGGGAGCGGCUGCUAUGUGAAGACGUUAUGUCAACGGAGAACGAAGCAAGAAGUAGUGUUAUUGAUCUAUUAAGUACAUUGUGACUUGGUGUUUGAAAUUUAAUUGUAAAUGGCCAUUGUAAUUAACAACAUUGGGCCAAUGGGCCCUUUAAUAGUAUGGGACCUUUGUUAGUUGGUAUUCAUAUUACUAUUACUAAUUUAUAACGAGGGAGAACUGGGCUACUAAGGAGUUGGUCAUUGUAAUUAGUAACAUUGCAAUUAUAAAUUGGGGAAUUAGUA
Beta vulgaris subsp. vulgaris (sugar beet) is the source of this 2291-nucleotide messenger RNA. RefSeq lists its product as uncharacterized. Lineage: Eukaryota; Viridiplantae; Streptophyta; Magnoliopsida; Caryophyllales; Amaranthaceae. The record is from RefSeq and is a predicted model, not a curated record. The transcript has 9 exons. Bases 1386 to 1985 code for a protein of 199 amino acids.